ACGAGGUGGUCCAGCUGAUUGCCGAAGCUGGUGGGGUAGGCUAGUGGGACAGUUAUUAAACAUUUGCGAAAUCGGGCAGUUUUUUGCAGUAUUGGAUUUUGUGUCGUUGCCUACGUGCGUGUUUUUCAAUUUUGCAGCCGGUACACAUUCAAGGCAUUUAAGAGUACGCUUUACGAAAAUCGAAAAUUUAUACAAUUAAAUCGAUACAAAAGAAGUGUUUUAAAAUGGCAAAUAUUAGCGGAAAAACGUUAUUGUCAGCAAAUCGUGCUUUUGGAGCAGCAUUAAAUGUGAACGCGGCCCGUACACAAUCAUGGUUUGCUGGCGUGCAAAUGGGCCCACCCGAUGCUAUUUUGGGUGUAACCGAAGCCUUCAAACGCGAUACAAAUCCCAAAAAAAUUAACUUGGGUGUUGGUGCUUAUCGUGAUGAUAACGGUAAACCAUGGGUAUUACCAAGUGUACGUAAAGCUGAGGAACGCAUUGUCGCCAAGCAAUUGGAUAAGGAAUACGCAACCAUCAUAGGCGUACCAGACUUCUACAACAAAGCAAUUGAAUUGGCGCUUGGCAAAGACUCUGAACGCUUGCGUGAGAAACACAAUGCCACCACACAGUCUAUCAGUGGCACAGGUGCACUCCGUAUUGGCGCUGCAUUCCUCAGCAAAUUCUGGCAGGGCAACCGUGAAGUGUAUGUGCCCACACCCACUUGGGGCAAUCACGUGCCAAUUUUCGAGCAUUCAGGUCUGCCCGUGAAGAAAUACCGUUAUUAUGAUCCUAAAACCUGUGGUUUGGACGUAAAAGGUUGCUUUGAAGACAUCAGCAAAAUUCCCGAGAAGUCCAUCGUUCUGCUGCAUGCCUGCGCGCACAAUCCCACUGGCGUCGAUCUAUCGGCGGAACAGUGGAAGGAGCUCUCUCAAUUGAUAAAGAAGAAGAACUUAUUCCCCUUCUUCGACAUGGCCUACCAAGGCUUCGCCUCCGGUGAUGUGGAUCAUGACGCACAGGCCGUGCGUAUUUUCGAAAAGGAUGGGCACUUGUACUGUUUGGCCCAGAGUUUUGCAAAGAAUAUGGGUUUGUACGGCGAACGUGCUGGCGCCUACUCAGUCAUCUCUGCCAGCAAAGAGGAAGCCGAUCGCGUUAUUUCACAAAUUAAAAUCCUCAUUCGCGCACUCUACUCGAAUCCGCCCAUAAAUGGUGCACGUCUUGCCGCUGAAAUUUUGAAUGAUCAAGAGCUGAGAGCUAUUUGGUUGAAGGAUGUGAAAACAAUGGCCGAUCGCAUCAUCAAUAUUCGCGCACAAUUGAAAGGCAACCUAGUGAAGUUGGGUUCAUCGCGUUCGUGGGAUCACAUCACAAACCAAAUCGGUAUGUUCUGCUACACAGGCAUGACCGCCGAGAACGUUGAACGUUUGUCCAAGGAGUUCAGCAUUUAUCUGACCAAGGAUGGCCGCAUUUCGAUGGCUGGUGUGACCAGCAAGAAUGUUGACUACUUGGCUCAUGCUAUGCAUGAGGUUACCAAGUAAACACGAUUAACCUGAGAAUUCAAUCAGAUACAGUUGAUCUAUUGAAUUCUAUAAUUUUAAUGCACUUUGAAGCAAGCAAUACGGCCUGGCUGCCGGUAAAAUCGACACUUUUAUUAGAAUUUUAAUGAGUAAUAGAAAAGCAAGAUCCUUUAGUUUAGUUAAUUAAACCAGAGGAGAAUCAUGUAACUUGUACUACAUUGAGUACCUACAGAGGCGUUUAUAUUCGCCAAAAACAAUCAAUAGAAUGUAAUCGUAAAAGUAAAAGCAUUUAAAAUACUGAAAAUAAAAGAAAUAUAUACACAUAUGUAAAAAUAUAUUGAGAUUCAU
Messenger RNA from Ceratitis capitata (Mediterranean fruit fly), 1838 nucleotides. RefSeq names its product aspartate aminotransferase, mitochondrial. Lineage: Eukaryota; Metazoa; Arthropoda; Insecta; Diptera; Tephritidae. Gene Ontology annotation, biological process: biosynthetic process; L-aspartate catabolic process. Gene Ontology annotation, cellular component: mitochondrion. The record is from RefSeq and is a predicted model, not a curated record. Bases 225 to 1511 code for a protein of 428 amino acids. The transcript has 4 exons. Gene Ontology annotation, molecular function: L-aspartate:2-oxoglutarate transaminase activity; pyridoxal phosphate binding.